Molecule: messenger RNA, 1775 nt
Organism: Pieris rapae (cabbage white)
Lineage: Eukaryota; Metazoa; Arthropoda; Insecta; Lepidoptera; Pieridae
Gene: aay
Product: phosphoserine phosphatase
Exons: 6
Coding region: 251-1009 (252 amino acids)
Biological process (GO): dephosphorylation; L-serine biosynthetic process
Cellular component (GO): cytoplasm
Molecular function (GO): L-phosphoserine phosphatase activity; magnesium ion binding
Source: RefSeq, a predicted model, not a curated record
CUCUCAGAGAAAAGUCUUGUAGCUCGCAUCAUAGCCUUAUCUUGUUGCGGCUGGUAAAUAAAAGGCGAUAACGCGCCACGAAGUUUACUGUACUAUAUUAUAUCACAUUCAACGGAGGCGUGUUCGUGACGGUUUCCGGUCAAGUGGGUUUUACUAAUUAAUAAUUUGUUCAAAACGAAUGCUCCGCAAAUACGGUCGGUAAACAAGUUGUUUUGAACGUUAAAAUUAUAAAUCUUAGUACACAGUGAAAAUGGCUCUAAGCAGUUUAAAAUCAAACCUUCAAUUCGCCACCCUAAAGACACUGUCUUUAGUAUCAAUCAGUGCGAUGACUCCUCAACAAAGCGUCAAAGAGGUGUUUCGGACAGCUGAUUGCGUAUGCUUCGAUGUCGAUUCAACAGUCAUCAGGGACGAAGGAAUUGACGAGUUGGCGAAAUUCUGCGGGAAAGGCGAAGAUGUUAAAAGACUAACUGCAGAAGCGAUGUGCGGUAACAUGACGUUCCAGGAGGCGUUAAAGAAGAGGCUGGAUAUUAUACGACCCACCGUCGGCCAAAUCAAAGAAUACUUAGAGAAAUUUCCUAUCCACCUAACACCGGGCAUCGCAGAACUAGUAAAGGUACUACAAGAACGAGGUGUGGCCGUAUACCUCGUAUCUGGUGGCUUCAGAAGUCUCAUUGACCCAGUGGCAGAUCUCCUCUCAAUACCCAGGACCAACAUUUACGCCAACAGACUCAAGUUUUACUUUAAUGGUGAAUACGCGGGCUUCGAUGAGAACGAGCCCACGUCUCGAUCUGGUGGCAAGCCCCUGGUAAUAAGGCGGCUGAAGGAGCAACACGGCUACCAGAAGCUGGUCAUGAUUGGAGAUGGCGCCACUGAUGCGGAAGCCAGUCCGCCCGCAGAUGCUUUUAUUGGUUUUGGCGGGAACGUCGUACGAGAGGAAGUACAGAAGAGGGCGCCCUGGUUCGUAACAAGCUUUCAAGAAUUGACAGAUGCUCUCAUAGUUCAAAAGUGAUCUUAAUGACAUUGACAUUACGGCUCCUGUGACAUAGCCACAGAUAAUGUAGAACAAUUACCACAGACAAGGUAGUUCUAUGUUAUCUGUGACUUUAUUGUACGUAUCGUACUUUGAUAUAUUAUUUAAAUAAUACUCAUCAAAUAUAUACUACAUAAUGUUAUAUUUUGGUAAAUAUUUAUUGAUAUAAUAUAAUAAAUACUUUUUUGGCAUUCACAAGGUUAUGAAAUUACGUUGUGUUGGUGAAAUAUAAAAAUAUCUAUGUAUUAUUAAAUAUUAUGACAAAAUAAUUACUCUAAUUUAGAGCCUUAUGCCUUUAUUAAUAAUAAAUUUCCAAUAUAUUUUAGCUAAUAUUUGUUUCUCAUUGUUUUUUAACCACACAAUAGUAAAAACUAUUUAUAGGAAAAAAGUGUCUCUAUUUUUUUUAUUAUACAUACUUUUAUUUACUGGCCGUAAAAUAAACAUAUAUAUAGAGAAAUAUUUAUGUGGUAUACAUUGUUAAGUAUUAAAAUAGUAAUUACCUUUUCGCUCUUUCUAAGGCAAGGGUACAAAAUAUUUUUUAUAUACUGCCAUAAUGUCUUCCCGUAUAUAUUUAUGUUAUUGUACUUUGAGUACAAAAUUUAUGGAUUUGUUUGUGUGGUGUAUGUGAUUAAUGUUAGUUAAAUUGUAGGAAAUACAAUGAAUGAUAAUUUAUUACCUACGGACCUCAGUCAAUGUAAAGUGGCUGUGUACUUCCUAUUUUAAGAAUAAAGUUAUUUGAUAAUUA